GUAGCAAUUUUUGUUGAAUUUUUUUAUUGUUAAACGAAAAGCAAAAGAAACAAGUGCAAAUUAAACCGAAAAAGGAGCAAACAACAAAAGAAGCGACCAAAAAUUCAAAAGUCCUGGAUUAUUUUGAAUUUUUUUCUUUCUCCCUUACAAUUAAUUGAACAAAGACAAAAAGCGGCAGCUCUUCCAAGCUAACGGUAAACAGCAAAGUGAAAUCUCACGCAAAAAAAAUAAGGAAAAAGCAAAAAAAAGCAACAACACACUGAAAAAGCAAAGGCAGACAGAAGAAGAAACGGCAGCAAGUGCAAGAGAGAAAGAGCUGUGUUAAGAGAGCGGCUCAAAGGAGAGCGUACGUGUGUGUGUGCGUGCGUACGUGUGACUUCCUUAUUUUUGGAGAGAAAAAAAAGUCACAAAAACUCUUGAAAACUAAAAAAAAAAAUAAUAAUUAAAAACCAUAAAAGACCUGGAACUGGGCCUUAAGCAGACAUACAAAAAGAAAAAAAAGAACAAAAUCAAAGGAGCAAAACGAAUAUAUAUAAAUUUAUUUACGCUCCAAACGCGCACAAUGACCUUGCCAACAAACCCAAAUGCGACCAGCGGCGGCAACAGCAACAGCAACAACAACAACAACAGUAACAGUAACAGUAAUAACAACAACAGCAGCAGCAGCAGCAGUGACGAAGAUUCCGACAUUUUUGGACCGCCCCGCUGCUCUCCACCGAUUGGUUACCACCACCACCGCUCCCGCGUCCCGAUGAUCUCACCGAAGCUGCGACAGCGGGAGGAACGCAAGCGCAUCCUGCAGCUGUGCGCCCACAAGCUGGAGCGGAUCAAGGACUCGGAGGCGAAUCUGCGGCGCAGCGUUUGCAUUAACAACACCUACUGCCGCCUCACCGAUGAGCUGCGUCGCGAGAAACAGAUGCGUUACCUGCAGAAUCUGCCCAGAACCGACAGCAGCGCCAGCACCACCACCACCGCCGAGCUGGCACGUGAGAAUCUCUUCCAGCCGAAUAUGGAUGACGCCAAGCCGGCGAGCAAUGGUCAGAGCAAGUCCUUGUCCUACGGCGACAUGUCUUCGUACAACUCCUCCUCAUCCAACUCCUGCUCCUCCUCUUCGAAUGUCUCCGCUUCCUCCUCCUCCUCCCCGUCGAGUGGGCGUGGAGGGAUCUGCAUUCCGUUGGAAAAUCAACCACCUUCAUCGCGCCAACUGAUGGCCACGCCGGCUGGAGCAUCUGCACCGGCGGCUGCUAACUCGGUGCCGCUUUCCGUUUCCGGUUCAGCCUCAGCCUCGGCCAGCAUUGGGCGUAAACGUCAUUUGUCUAGCAGCAAUUUGGUUAACGAUCUGGAGAUCCUCGAUCGGGAGCUAAGCGCCAUCAAUGCCCCAAUGUUGCUCAUCGAUCCGGAGAUAACCCAAGGUGCCGAGCAGCUGGAGAAGGCGGCACUCUCGGCGAGCAGGAAGAGAUUGAGGAGCAACAGUGGCAGCGAGGAUGAGAGUGAUCGUUUGGUGCGGGAAGCACUGUCCCAAUUCUAUAUACCGCCGCAGCGUCCCAUCUCUGCCAUUGAGGAUUGUCCCCUGGAUGUGGUCGGUUUGGGAAUGGGCAGUGGAGGUGGAGUGAUGAGCGGGAGUGGCAUGACCAUGGGCAUUGGAAUCGGAGGAGGAGGAGGAGGAGCAGCAGCAGCAGGCGCUGGCGCCGGUGUCGUUGAGAUGGGUUCCAAGCGCAGCAAGAUCGAUCAUCACCAUCAUCAUCAUCACCUUGGGCACCAUCAUCAUCACAGUCUGCAUCACCACCACCACCAUCAUCAUCAUCACCACCACCUGGAGCUGGUGGACUUUGAUAUGAAUCAGAACCAAAAGGACUUUGAGGUCAUUAUGGAUGCACUGCGUCUGGGUACGCCAACGCCGCCGAGCGGUGUCAGCAGUGAUUCAUGCGGCCAGGCGGCAAUGAUGAGUGAGUCGGCCAGUGUGUUUCACAAUUUGGUGGUCACAUCCCUGGAGACAUGAAAGUAUCAGUAAAAGGAUCAGCUUCAGCAGACAAAGAUUAUGAAAUAAUAUUACAACAACAAAAAAGAAAAGCAAAACAAAACUUAGGCUAUGGAAGAACCUAAAAACUUAAGCUAGCUCUUAAAAGUGAAAGCGAAACCCCGAAAGGAGCAGAUCGAAAGCAUUACUCACUUUAAGGAUUAAAGGAAAUACAACAAUAUAUAUUAUAUAUAGUAUAUAAAGCGGCAGAAGAUACAACAAAUCAAGACAAAAGAAAAACAAAAACAAAAAUCAAAGAAUUUGUAGUCAAAAAAAUAAAAGAAAUCAGAGAAAACAAUCUAUAAGUUAUAAUUGUAAUUUAUAAUACACGAAAUCCAGGCAAAAAGCUUCAGUUUGGUUUCCGUUUCGGUUUCGAUUUUGCAAAAAGAAUCAAAUAAAAAACCAAAAAUUAAAACACCCACAAGCAGCACAUUCCAGGGUCCUUACCAAAGGACCUCGCUCGCUCCUGUACGUUAUAUAAUUAU
Molecule: messenger RNA, 2502 nt
Organism: Drosophila serrata
Lineage: Eukaryota; Metazoa; Arthropoda; Insecta; Diptera; Drosophilidae
Source: RefSeq, a predicted model, not a curated record